Molecule: messenger RNA, 1796 nt
Organism: Anneissia japonica
Lineage: Eukaryota; Metazoa; Echinodermata; Crinoidea; Comatulida; Comatulidae
Product: UPF0692 protein C19orf54-like
Exons: 6
Coding region: 376-1299 (307 amino acids)
Source: RefSeq, a predicted model, not a curated record
AGAUUAUUUUGUGCACAAAACGUGCCUUAAAUACAUACAAUAAAUAAGAUCUGAAUUUGGUGCGCAACGAAAAAAGAAAGGUGCUGUUUCCUUCAUUUUGAAAUAUUGGAUUAAACGGUGAUAACAUGUAAAAUCGCAUCCGUAUGUACAGGAUGAUCUAAGGGUAGAUUAUCAGCUGUAGAACGUUUAAAAUGUCAGCCACUAGAACCAGGGGCCGGGCCUGCAGGAGCCAUCCAGGGACCGACCUGCUUAACUAACAGAGAGAGAGAGAGAGUGGCCAAACCAAACGUAAUUAGGCCUAGGCUAGCCGAAGGCUUUCAUUUAUGAGGGUAAGGCUCUUCGUAAUCGUAAUAAACUUAAAUUACUUUUGAUAAAAUGGAUGCUCCUCCGGUUCCACCACCACCUCCUAUGAUGCACAAUGCAAAGGGUAUCCAUACUGACAGUGAACAUGGUCAAAAUGCAAAGAAGGUUCAAUUUAUCAAGCCAUCACAACCACACACAAUUGGUAUUGCUGAGGUCCGAGCUAAGCUGACAUGUUUACCAGCUUGGAGAAAUGAACAACUUGCAGAGCAGCUUUCAACAUGGGUAUCUGUUUAUCACCCAGUUGCUGCAAUCCUUCAAGAAGGCCCUAAAUGUGGUGUUGUGGCACUGUGCAUGGCAAAUUAUUUACUGAAUACUCGGCCUGUAUCAGCUGACUGUGCCUUCAAAGCCGCAAAAGCACAUGGAUUCACAAUGUACGGUGAAAUGUUUUCAGUUAUAAAUAUGUGCAAACUUGCUGAGGAGUUACUUGACUGUGAAGCAAUCAGAUUAACGUCGGGACUAAGUGAUUCUAAAAUCGUCUACAAGCAUCUAGAUAACGGCUGGCCGAUUUUAGUUCCGUAUGAUAAAGACGAAUCAAACAGUCCAUGCUGUAGACGUGGGAAUAAGGCUCAUUGGGCCGUCAUUACUGGGUAUCUUGUUCGGUUAGACAGUUUACCGGAUUCAUUAAAACUAAAUCAAGACCAGGACAUGUCAAACUUAUACCACGUACCAAAGAAUGUGUGUUUAAGCUCAAAAAUUGCUUGUCUUUUGCAAGAGGCGGACUCUUCAUCCAUUUACGUGUAUGGAAAGCAGGGUAAAAGCAAUCAUCUUGGAAUAUGGAGUUACCAGGAUCUUCUACUUAGCAACAGUAACUUACUAGAGUGGCAUGCUGGGAAAAAUGAUGUAGAUGAAAGGGACAUGGUGCUUUCAGGUGGUGGAAUAGAGCAGGGACUAUGCAAUCAGAUAAUAUUGUUGAAGCCAAAGUCAGAGAAACUGUAGUGAUGUAUAUUUUAGUGAAGCAAGUGAAGCUUGCAAAUCAUGAACUUCAUGAAGGUUACAGAACAGUAUUAAUACUGAGUGUAACUGAGGCACUUUGUUAUCUGUACUCUAUCACAGGGGUGAAUCCAGAGAAAAAUGUGGGUAGGGGCCAUGCAAUAUGCAAAGUUCCAACCGGAAAUUAGCUUGUUUUUGAGUACUGUACUCCUAUGUCUCUUUUUCAUUCAUUUUUUCUCUUUUUUUUGGGGGGGGGGAGAGUCCUUUCCCCCUGUUCGCCAUCCCCUGGGUCCACCCCUGCUAUCUGGCUUUUUACUCCUGCUACUACUACUGCUACUAACUAUUAUAAUAUUGGUACUGAAUAAUAGCCCAUGUGUUUGUGUUCAAAUUUUAAAAUGUCAUUAUUUCCUUGUAAUUUUAUUGUAAUAAAUUAUUAUUAUUAUGCCUACCACUUAUAUUCAUAAUGUUCUUAAUUUGCAUUUAGAAAAGAAAAUGAGUUGUUU